Messenger RNA from Podarcis lilfordi (Lilford's wall lizard), 549 nucleotides. The record is from the annotation of a GenBank genome assembly. Lineage: Eukaryota; Metazoa; Chordata; Lepidosauria; Squamata; Lacertidae.
AUGUCGCAGCAGCGCAUGCUCCCCCAGAGCAAGGAAACUUUCCUUCAGUCUUACAACAAGAGGCUGAAAGAUGACAUCAAGUCGGUCAUGGAUAACUUCAGAGAGAUAAUCAAAGCUGCAAAGAUUGAGGAAGAAACCCAAGUUUCUCGGGCAACCCAAGGUGAGCAGGACAACUGUGAGAUGUAUGUCAGAGCUGCAAAUAUUGUUCGGGCUGGUGAGUCUCUUAUGAAGCUUGUCUCUGACCUAAAACAGUUCCUGAUCCUCAAUGACUUCCCUUCCAUCAACGAAGCCAUCAACAAUGGGAACCAGCAGUUGCGCAGCCUUCAGGAGGAAUGCGACAAGAAGCUGAUUGCCCUGCGUGAUGAGAUCUCCAUAGACCUCUAUGUGCUGGAGGAAGAAUAUUACUCCUCCGGCUAUAGUCUGUGUGACACCAACAACCUCUCGCUGUGUGAAGCAUAUUGGAGACAGGAGCCAACCACGUCCUCUCCAGGCCUAGCCAUGCCUCUGGUGGCUGCCUUGCAUGGAGCAGACCUGAUGGAGCAGGCCUGA